Messenger RNA from Alnus glutinosa, 1773 nucleotides. Its product is annotated as zinc finger BED domain-containing protein RICESLEEPER 2-like. The record is from RefSeq and is a predicted model, not a curated record. NCBI's taxonomy places the organism in Eukaryota, Viridiplantae, Streptophyta, Magnoliopsida, Fagales, Betulaceae. Gene Ontology annotation, molecular function: DNA binding. The transcript has a single exon. The coding region runs from base 1 to 1773 and encodes 590 amino acids.
AUGGAAGAUACAAGUCAACCAAUAGAAGUUGAUCGAUCUAUGUGUGGGGAUGAUUCAAUGAUAAGUCCUUCCCUAGAAGAUGAAUCUCAAACUAUGGGUCCUCUUAUCGAUGAAAAUCCUAAGAAUAAUGCGUAUGGAAAGAAAGAGAGGCGGAAGACUUCGCCUGUUUGGAAUGACUUUGAUAUUGUAGAAGUUUGUGGUGUCAAGAAAUCGCAGUGUAAGUGGUGCAAAAAGUUGUUUGCCAUUUCUAGCUCAAGUUCUACCUCUACACUUGGUAGACAUUUGGUUGCAUGUCUCAAAUAUGUGGCUGCCAACAAGAAGCAACAGUCCAUUGUUCUUGAUCCUAAUGCGGCGGGGGAUAUAUCUUUGUCAAAUUAUACUUUUAAAAUUGAGAGAUCUAGAGAACUUGCUGCUCACAUGAUUCUUUGCCAUGAUUAUCCUUUUAAUAUAAUGGAGCAUGAAUUGUUUAACAAGUUCUGCAAGUCCUUAAAUCCCCUUUGGAAGAAGGUUAGUCGUACAACCAUUAGGAAAGACUGUUUUACUACGUACAAUAUUGAGAAGAAGAAGUUGAAAACAUUGUUGACAGGGGUGGACAAGGUAAACAUCACCACGGAUAUGUGGACAAGUGCACAAAGAGUGUCAUAUAUGGUGGUGACUUGCCACUUUGUGGACUCCGAUUGGUUUCUUCAAAAGAGAGUGUUGAAUUUUUGUAACAUACCACCUCCACAUAGUGGUGUUGUUAUUGCUGAUGCACUGCGAAAGUGUUUUGGUGAUUGGGGCAUUGAAGACAAGGUAUUUACAAUAACGGUUGAUAAUGGUAAAGCAAAUGAUACUGCCAUUAGAAUUCUUAAAGAUGAUUUCAAGUUGAGGGAAGUCUUGCCUAUUGGAGGUAGACUAUUUCAUGUGCGAUGUUGUGCUCAUGUAACUAACUUGUUGGUGCAAGCAGGACUUACUGAAAUUGGAGACAUAGUUGAUUCAGUUAGAGAGGGUAUCAAGUAUAUAGUGGCUUCUGAUGGUCGAUUGAGAAAAUUUAGUGACAUUGCUAAAAGAUUGCAACUCCCUUGCAAGAAAUUGAUUUUAGAUGUCCCUACACGUUGGAAUAGCACUUACAUAAUGUUGGCGACAGCCGUACAAUUCAAAGAAGUAUUUCCUAGGUACCAUCAAAGUGAUCAAGCUUUUCAGUGGUUAGUAAGUCCUGAAGAAUGGGAUAAGGUUGAAAAUGUGAACCAACUUUUGUCAAUUUUCAAUGAGGUGACCAACAUAGUAUCUGGCAGUGAAUACCCAACAUCAAAUCUAUUUCUACCUGAGGUUUGGAGGAUGAAGGAAAUAUUGUUGUUGAAGUGUAGGGAUAAUAAUGAUUACAUCAGGGCAAUGGCUAGUAAAAUGAGUAACAAGUUUGAGAAGUAUUGGGGCAGUUGCAAUUUAUUGAUGGCACUAGCAGCUGUGCUAGAUCCGAGAUACAAAAUGAAGUUGAUAAACUUUUGUUUCCCUCUAAUUUACCCAGAGUCUGAAGCUUCUAUGAACAUUGAUAAUGUCCUAUCCGUUCUUCAUGAGUUAUAUGAGGUAUAUGUAGCGUCUCAUAAUUCAUCUAUUAUGCAACUGCAACAAAGUACUCAAGAAAAUUCUCGUUCUACAAGUGGUUCUACUAGAGUUGCUGCAGUCAAGAAAUCGACUGGUCGAUCAAUAUUUAUGGAACACAUAAGAUCUAAUAAUGUUGUGCGACCCACUAAAACAGAUUUGGAUGUAUAUCUUGAAGAGGACGUUUACAUAUGA